CGCGUCUUCCACGUCCUCCAGCCGAGCGCGGUCUGUGCUCUCCGAUCUCUGAACGACCCUCUCCGACACCGAGCUCCCACCUGAUUCCUCGAGCACCUUUUCCUCCGCCGCCCGACGCCCGUCGCCGACAUGUCGACCAACUUCCGGGACCGGGCCAUCGCCGAGGUGCAAAAGGCCAUCGCGGCGGACCACGCCAAGGAGUAUCAAAAGGCGUUUGACCUGUACAUGUCAUCGAUGGAGCUCUGGGUCAAGGCGCUAAAAUGGGAGAAGAACAAGGCACUCAAGGCGACGAUGCAGGAGAAAAUGGCCACGUACCUGGACCGCGCCGAGAAGCUCAAGCAGUUCCUCGCCGCCGAGGCGGACAAUGCCAACGGCGGCAAGGCCCUGAUGGGCGCCAACGGGUCAAGCACGGGCAAGGGCAAGGGUGCGCCUGAGGAUGACGACAGCAAGAAGCUGCGCAACGCGCUGUCGGGAGCCAUUCUGCAGGAGAGGCCCAAUGUGCGGUGGGAGGACAUUGCCGGUCUCGAGGGCGCCAAGGAGACACUUAAGGAAGCCGUGGUGCUGCCCAUCAAAUUUCCGAGCCUCUUCCAGGGGAAACGACAAGCGUGGAAGGGCAUUCUGCUAUACGGCCCACCGGGUACCGGCAAAAGCUACCUCGCCAAGGCGGUGGCCACUGAGGCAAACAGCACGUUCUUCAGCAUUAGCAGCUCCGACCUGGUGAGCAAGUGGAUGGGUGAGAGUGAAAGACUCGUCAAGGCACUCUUCUCGAUGGCACGAGAGAACAAGCCGUCAGUCAUCUUCAUCGACGAAAUCGACGCUCUGUGCGGGCCCCGCGGCGAAGGCGAGUCAGAAGCGUCGCGGCGCAUCAAGACGGAGAUUCUGGUGCAGAUGGACGGCGUGGGGAACGACAGCAAGGGCAUCCUGGUGCUGGGGGCGACCAACAUCCCGUGGCAGCUGGACGCGGCCAUCCGGCGACGGUUUCAACGGCGCGUGCACAUCGGCCUGCCCGACAUCAACGGCCGCGCGCGCAUGUUCAGGCUGGCCGUCGGCGACACGGACACGGCGCUGCAGUCGGGAGACUAUAACAUCCUGGCCAACAAGUCGGAGGGCUUCUCCGGCAGCGACAUUGCCAACGUGGUGCAGCACGCGCUGAUGCGGCCAGUGCGCAAGAUUCUGCAAGCAACGCACUUUAAGCCGGUGAGUGACGAAUGGUCACCGGCGCCUCUGCUCCGAGUUUGCCACAGGGACAUCAUGCUAACUACCGCAGGUCAUGAAAGAAGGCAAGCGGAUGCUUACACCGUGCUCACCGGGCGAUCCAGACAAGAUUGAAAUGACAUACGACGACGUCAACUCGGACGAGCUGCUGGCCCCGGACGUAUCGCUCAAAGACUUUGAAGUGGCACUGGAGGACUCGCACCCGACCGUAUCCCAGGAGGACGUUCAAAAACAGGUCGACUGGACAAACGAGUUUGGCAGCGAGGGGGCCUAGGGCACUGACACGGCGCUCGGCGUAUGGCAUUGCCUUGUUUUGUGGUUUUAGUCGAGCAAAAUAAGCGACGCCUUCCAUGACUAACUAAUUAUCUGCCGCCAUCGCCUCGCUCGACUUCACUCGUCCUCCUCAUCUCAUUCCCCAUUGCCCUAGCACUGCCCUCCGCAAGUCCACUUGUGGCUCCAGCAGCCGCCAAAGUUGUCCGUCUUAGCGCACGACAACGUGUUGUAGCCCUCGGGCUUGCAGUCGUAGCCGCGCCCAGAGAGCCCGUUGAGGAACUCGUCGCGGUGGUGCGACCCGGACAUGUGGCACGCGUUGUCGGUGCACGAGUAGUAGCAGCGCCCGUCGCGGUCCGAGGCGCCGCUGCAGGCCGUGUCGCAGGCCGUGGCAGCGGCAGCGAGGAGCGCGAGGGCGGCGGCGACGAGCUUGACCAUUUUGUGUUGAGUUUUGAUGUUGUUGAGGCUGUAUCUGCGGAGAUCAGCGGACGGCUGCGUGUAGUAUGGAGGCGAGGGACUCACUGAAGGAUGUGUGUGUGCCUUGUUCCGUUGGAAAUGAUGCUUCUGAUGGCUUAGACCUUUUACGACUUACGGUUAUGGUGAGCGACGAGGCUUUAUAUACUUUAACGGAAGGUCGGAUAGGCAUCGCGACGGCCUCGCCGACGUGCCGGCUCGUGUCUUGCUCCAGCUCGGCCAUCCCAGCGUCGAGCGAGGCUGCUACUGCCCUUGCAGGUCUAUGCGUGAGGUCUCACCGGGCCAGCUCACGACCGAGUCGCCACUCGGGGGCGUUCAGACAUUUCCCCAGGUCAGCUCGAGGACGCCGAGACAUGCCCACGAUGCCGUUUGAGUGGUUUUCUUUUCGAGGAGCGCUUCCCACUACUAACAAAGAAGCAGCCGGGUAAUCAGUCCCGCCGCAGGCGGCCUUGUCUUGAAGCCUUUUGGGUUGCGGUGCCUGCUCGAUUCGCUGUGCCUGGCUGCGCGUGUCUCACGCCAACAGGUGCCGGCAGAUGCCAGACGCCCGGCAUUUGAGGGCGAUAUAAAUAAAUAAAAAGGUCUCUUCUGGUGUCUUGCAACCACACUAGGCCGCGGGGCAGUCACUGAGCCUCGAGCUGACUUGAAU
Molecule: messenger RNA, 2605 nt
Organism: Purpureocillium takamizusanense
Lineage: Eukaryota; Fungi; Ascomycota; Sordariomycetes; Hypocreales; Ophiocordycipitaceae
Gene: VPS4
Product: Vacuolar protein sorting-associated protein 4, variant 2
Exons: 2
Coding region: 130-1329 (399 amino acids)
Biological process (GO): endosomal transport; vacuole organization
Molecular function (GO): ATP binding; ATP hydrolysis activity
Source: RefSeq, a predicted model, not a curated record